GAGGCGAGCAGGAGCUUUGAAAGUGUUGAGGCUCCGGUCGUGCCGGAGGAACCAUUGGAGGAAAUGUUCGGCUGGUUGAUGUGCUAUGGCGAGCCCAGCAGCGGCAACCGCUUGCAGGUGGCUCGUUUGGCGAAGGCUUCGGCCGGCACGCCAGUUGCAGGCCUCUUCUGGAAGAAGCGCUUCAUCGAGUUGAAAGACUCGCAGCUCAUUUGUUGGGCCAUGGAGCCGUCAGCCCGUCAAAGACAGUCGCCCGCGGCCCUGUUGGUCCUUUCUCAGCUGGAGGAGGUCGCGGUGGAAGGAAAGACGCUGACGCUGCACAUGCGGAACCAGCGGGUCACCCUGCAGGCGCGGGCGGAGACGGAGGCCUCGGCGCGGACCUGGGCCUCGGCGGUGAAGAGCCACGCGGCGCGGGCCAUCAGCAAGAGCCUGCCGCCCGGCUGGGACGUGGAGGCGAUGCUGAGCAGCGGAGUCGGCGGUUCUGCUGCAAAGCUGGUCAACAAAGAACUGCUUCCACCUGAUUGCAAGCCCGCGUUCCAGAAGCUUCUGGAUCACUGCUUCGUGUGUAAGGGCACGAAGGAUCGCCGCGGCAACACUGUGCCGUUGAGAUUGGAGAUGGUGGAUGCCGUCCGGGUGCAGAACGGCGCCGCGUGGAUGGAGUACAGCAAGGCCAGGAUGCGGAUUUGCAACAAGGUGUUUGCCGACGACAGCUGGGCGAAGCAAAACGCCGACUGCGAGUCUUGCAGCUCCGCCUCGGAAGGCCGAACCAGCGGGAGAAGCGGGGGUGAGUUGGCUUCCAGCGAUGGGACCUUCCACUGGGACCCCUUCGGCAUGCAAUCCUCCCUCUUGACAGGUACUAUGGAGAGCAAGGACCUGCAGGAGAUUCUGGGCAGCAUGGACCAGUCCUCCAAUGAGCAAUGGCUGUUCCACGGCACCUCCAGAUCUGCGGUGCAGAAUAUCUCGGACCAAGAGUUCCGACUGGACAAAGCUGGCAGCCACAGGGGGACAUUGUACGGAAAAGGCGUCUACUUCGCGGAGUGCGUGACGAAGGCGGAUGAGUACUGCGAAGAGGAUGCGGACGGCUACUGCUGGAUGCUGCUGUGUCGAGUGGCCCUGGGGAAGGUCAUGGUGUGCAAGGACAAGAAGCCCGCCGCAGACAUUCUAGAUCAGUGCAAGGCUGGCCAGUUCGACUCCCUGAUCGGGGAUCGCUGGGCAGCGGUGGGUACCUUCCGAGAGUUCAUUCUCUACGACCCCGACCAGGUGUAUCCCGCAUUCAUCAUUCGCUACAAGCGCUGGAGCGAGGCUGCCUUUUGUCGCAGCAUCCGAGAAAGCGCAGAGUCACAGGACUUGGAGCUGGCUCACGAGCUGUACCCACAUGCGGCCAUCCUCGCAGAAGAGCACCCAGAUUCCACGGUGAGGUACCGCCUGUCUCUGCUGAUGGAUGCGCACUCCGAUUCCGUGGUGCCCAUUCUGAGCGAGGCCUUGAAAGAUCCCCGGCGGCGAGUGCGACUCAAUGCGACCAAGGCGUUGAUGAACAUGGCGGGCCAGACCAGCUCCGUCGAGGCGCUGCCGGACGGCUCGCGCUACCGGCGCCACCGGGAUGGAGUCCACGUGGUGGUGAGUGCCGUGCCAGCACUCACUGAUUGCCUCACAGAUAGCGACCGAUUCGUCCGAAGAGCGGCAGCAAGAGCGUUGGAGAGGCUGGGGGAGCACGCGGCGCCGGCGGUGCCCUCGCUCAUCGUCUCCCUGCGCGACCGCGAGGAGGAGGUCCGCGCGGCCGUCGCCACUGCGCUGGGACAACUUGGCCGCGCUGCUUCUGAGGCGCUGCCGGCCAUGCUGCAAGCAUCCCUGGAUGCGGAAGAGUCCGUGCGUGUGGCGGCUCUGGGCGCCCUUGGCUUCCUGGGGCUGAGCUCCUCGCCGGUCUUGGAGGUGCUCACCGUGGCCUUGCGGGAUCCCAGCUCCGAGAUCAAGAGCGCGGCCGCGGGGGCGCUGGGAAUGCUCAGCGCCACCAGCUCGGUGGAGGCCUUGGCCACGUGUCUGGCGGACGCCCAGAGCCACGUGCGCGCCGCCGCCGCGCGGUCUCUGGGACAGAUUGGCGGCAAGCAUGCGGCCAGCGCAGUGCCACGGCUCACCCAGUGCUUGAAAGACGCGGACCACGUGGUCCGGCGGUCCGCAGCUGUCUCGCUGGGGCGCAUCGGGACCAACGCGACCUUUGCAGCCCCGCACUUGGCAGACUGCAUGAGGGAUUCCCACAGCCAGGUGAGAGAGGCGGCGGCCAUCGCAAUUAGCCGCCUCGGGGUCACCGACAAGAUCGCCCACAACGUUUGCAUCCAGUCGCUGGUGAAGCGCGGGCUGACCGAUAGCUCAUCGGACGUGCGCCAGGCAGCCGCCGAAAGCCUGCUGGACCUGGCGCGGGGCGAGCAGCUGGGAAUCCAAAAGGGCAUCAUCAGAGAGGCGAUGACCAUCCGCACGAAGGAUGAGAACGCCAAAGUGAGAGCCACCGCGUCGACAUGCCUGAGCAUGCUCAACAUGCAAGAGGAUGCGCACCAGAAGAGGAAGAAGCACAAGGCGAAGAAGCGGGGCGACUCGCGCGAGCCAGAUGCGGAUGCGGAUGAUGACGAAGAUGUUGAGCUGGAUGGCGCGCUGGAGCUGGAGGACAUCGCGCGGCUGGUGAUUUCAUUGACGCGGCGCCUCAAGGACUGAGAGGAAUCCUCAGCAAACUCCCGCGGGGUGGUCCAAGUGGCCCGGGGCUUGCGGCGAACA
Molecule: messenger RNA, 2760 nt
Organism: Effrenium voratum
Lineage: Eukaryota; Dinophyceae; Suessiales; Symbiodiniaceae
Source: the annotation of a GenBank genome assembly